UGUAAACAUACGUGUCGAACGCUUCUGAUAGUUCAAUUUUCCUACCGAGAAUUCAUGUCGCUGGUGUAGGGCUCUCUUCUCGUCAAAAAAACAAACCGUUGACAUAUGAUAGUUUAAGAAUAUUGUGGGGUCUACAAGUGACCGACUUUUCCCUAUUAAAUGGCGAUGCACUGCUAGUGAAGUAUGAUGCUAAAGAAGUCAGAACAAAUAUUUUAAGGAAUAAUUCUUCGUGUUAAUAUGGAUAAAAAAUCACGCUUUGAGCUCAUAAAACUUCUAGAGGCACAGAAAGAGCAACAGAAUCGUUAUGAAACAAGAUUUAGAGGUGAGGAAAUUUUUUGAAGUUUUAUUUAGAAUGAUAUGUUUAGGUGAAUGAGUAUUCGACAGUGAUCGAUUAGUACAUGUACUUACACUAUCACGUUGUGUGUCGUAUUGUAUCGAAGUGCAAUUCGUUGCAGCGAAUAGCAGUAAAAUUGAUGAAAAUACCAAGAUUGAUUUAACCAGCAGCGAUUGUGACAACAUUGCUUGGCACAGUGAGCAGAAUAGAUAAUGUUAAAUGAACGAGAUAUAAGAUCAUGAAUCCAAAACAGGAAAGACAUUAAGCACAGCUGAGUUAGUAUUAAGUAUAGGGUGAUGACUGAAACCAAAGAUCAAUUAAAAUAUACUUGUUGAGAUAAUGUGGGCCCAUUUUCUUAAGGCAGUUUUGUGAUGCAGGUCACCAAUAAUGAUAAGUAAUUUCCUGUAUAUGAGCUGAAACUGCUUGAAAUAUAUGCUCUGGGCAGGGGUUAUCAAAGACUGACUGUAUUUAACGUUUUAAUCCUUAACUCCCAUGGUUUAUAGUCAAGUCGCUGGAAGUUAUGUGGCCCAGAACCUGGGUCAUGUUGCCCAAAACUUUAGUUGCAUUGCCCAAAAAGUGAAGUUGCCCUAUUUUUUUUAUCAUUUGUAAAAACACCUGUCUAUUCAAAGUCUUUGUGGUGUUGUUAGAAAUCAACACUGCCUUAGUGAUAAAGUUUCUCAAGUUUGGCAAAUGUUUGUGAGUAUGAUACAAGUGAAUACCAAACAGACAGUGCAAUGCUGCAUUUUGUUGUUAUAGAAACAAGCAAUACUUCACUUUGUCGUUAUAAACAAGCAACGCUUUUACAGUUGUUACUCAAACAUAUUUCAAUUCUGAUCGUAUGAUAGAUUUCUGUAUAGUCAAAGUCUUCAUGGUGUUGUUAGAAACCAACAGCACUUGAGUGAUAAAGUUUCUUAAGUUUAUGAAAUGUCCUUGAGUAUGAAACAACAUGUACAUACCAAAUGAACAACACUUCAUUUUGUUGUUAGAAACAAACAACACUUUUAGAGUCAUGACAAACAUAUUUCCAUUCCAAACAGUGCUUUAGUGAUAAAUAUUUUCUAACUAUAUAACCUAUUUACAGUCUGUAAGUCUGAUCUUUUGAGCAUUGGGUGACUUUACUUUUUAUUGCGGGUGACAUGACUUACAUUUUAGGCAACAUGACUCAGGUGACUGGUUACAUGACUUUGGGUGAGAUGACUUUCAGGCAACUUGACUGGUUACCACUCCCUUUAGUGUCAAGGACAGAUUUCUCCUUUCAACAACAAUGCAAUAUCAAGCUGAAAAGUAACACGAAUUUAGAAAAGUUUAAAUUAGGGGAUUACUAGUUGAUUUAAUACCAAAUUCUCUAAACUUAUAUGAUAAGAAUUCUAUAUCAGACAGUGCUUUGCUAGAGCAAUGGUUAAUGUUUCAAGAUCUUUCCAGUUUGGCUUGAGGUUUUCAUCCCUUUUGGGACAAAAAAAGGAGUUCUCACUAUAAGUUGUUUAAUCGUAAUUUUAAAUCAGGCUGAUGUCUUUUGGAGAGCUCUGACCAAUGUCCACAAUAUUACUAUUUCCAUCUUCUCUUUAGAUGUUGUCCGUGCCUACAAGAAUCUGUUACAAGAAAAAGAAGCAUUAGAAGCCACUGUCAAGGUUUUAACAAGUGGUAACAGCCAGCCAACAAAAAGUAGUCAGAAAAAUGAACCAACCCAUAGCAGAGAUCAGAAGGAAGUUGUCAAAGAUGAAAUUAGUAGUGAUAAGGCUAGUAAGAGUGUUGGUCUACCAAGUCCUUUGGAAGAAGAUGGUUUUAAGAAAGGAGAGGUGCUGGAUCAUCCCCUAGCAGUUAAGGAUGAUGAAGGAAAUGAUAAAAGUCAAUUACUAUCCAACAAGGUUUGAUGUAAUACAUUACUAAAUACUAAAACAGUGGAUAGUGUUGAAGGCACACUCUGAUUGGCUACUCAAACUUAGAACAUCCUUUGCUCUUCACCUCUGGGCAACUCACAAGGGAUUUGCACCCAGAAAUAUUUUAAUGGCUGUAGUGACAAAUGAGUUAAAAUCAUCUUCCUGUGCAAUAUUAUCUCACUCUUUUAGUAUAUACUAAAGCAACUUUUAGGGCAGGGGGUAUUCACCUCAGUGUUAGUGGCUUGCAGUAGAUAAUUAACUCGUGGCUUCAUGGCUCACUAAAUAUCUACCACAAGCCACCUCCACUUCAGUGACUAGUUGUUAAAUAUUAAAUUGUUUGAUCCCAAGAGUAAAAAUUGGUAACGUAAGGUAAUUUAAUAGGCUAGAUUGGUCCUGAAAAGAGCUUUAAUUUAUCCUUUAAAGUGGCUGUUUUUUUUGUGUAAGUUUAGUUACCAUAUUUUCAAACAGAUUGAACACUUAACAAACACUUAUAAAUAAUCAACACUUAACUAGAACUGAGAGAUGCUGUUGCUUCACAGUUAACUCUUUAACUCCCAAGAUCUAGUUGUUAAUUCUCCCAUCUGGCUGCCAUGCAUUUCUCUGUAAAAAAGGUUACAAGAGUUUGGUGUUCAAUCAAGAUUAUGACUUCUACCUGAUUGGUUUGAAUAUUCUCAUCACCUGUUUUGCUGGAAAGUGUUUGGAAAUUAUGGGGAGAAGUUACACAUCAAUCAUCUCUGGGAGUUAUAGGGUUAAUGCACAGGAUUCCAGGUCAAGAGGUCCAGGAUUGAGACUUAGGCGGGUUUUUAUGUUGUUUCCUGGGCAAGAUACCCUUCUCUUACAGUACCUCUCUCCACCUAGGGCCCAGUUCUUCAUAGGGUAGAUAAUGCUAUCCAAUGGAUAAAUCACUAUCCAGCAUAUAACUAAACCCUUAACCCAUGAUACCAAGACAUAUACUAUCCAACCAGGAUGAGAAUAAAUAUAAAUUGGAUAGUGUCAAUACUAAAUUUUCCAUUAUAAGAAUAACCAAGGCCAAAUUUGGGGAGUUAUAAAAUGAGUACAAGCCAACUGUCCUGGAGUUAGCAAUAAUCCCUGUAGCGUAACCUGUUAACCCUUAAGAGUGACUAGCUUCUAUCAUUUCUCCUUACAGUAUCACCUUGAAUCAAAUGCAAAGGUCAAUUGAGAAUAAAGGAAAUAAUGACCAAUUUAAGAAGCCCCUGAUUGUUGAACAAAUUCUCCUUGUCAGUUGUAUAGGAAAUGUAUAGAGAUCAGUGUGGAGAAUAUGAAUACUGAUGUUAGGGUGUAAAGGGUUCAUACUGCAGAAACUGGGAUAAGCUCUGGCUGGAUGGGCCCCUUGGCAUGAGCACAAACUCUUUUUUUUCUUCAAGUAGAACUGAACUAGUGCCAAAAUUUAUGAAGUAACUGCAAAUUGAUAAAUUUCCUAACCUGGUAUAAAGAGAUAAUUAUUCCUUUUGGCUUUGCACUCAAACAACAGCUAUUGCAUGAUAGAAUUUCACCAGGAGUACUGAGUAGUCUGUGCACUCUGGUAAAAAAAAUUAGUUAUGUUUCAGUCCAGUAAUGCAUCUUUAUAAUAUCUGUCUGAAUUUGUGUUCAAACAGAAGAGCUUUACUUCUAAUUUUGUAAUAAGUUUGUCUUGUCUUCUUAAACCAGGAAGACAACUCAUCUGAACAUGGUGAGUUGGAAACCCUGCAAGAGAAGAUAGUAACUCUUACAACAUCACUUGCCACUGUUAUGGAGCAGAAAUCAAAGAUGGAAGCCAGCUACCAGGCUGAUAAAAAGAAAAUGAUGGUGUGUACAUCCUUAAGUGCAGGGACAUAUCUAAGGGGGCUUCUCAGAUACAUUGAACACCUAUCACUUUUGUGUGUUUCACAGUCUUGUUAGGAAGAAGAUCAACUACAUUACUGCUCUUGUGAACUGCAGCAUUACAUUCCUUUGACAUGCAUUUGCUAAACACCCACACUGUACAUUGCUGCACUCACCCACAUGUAAUAAAAAAUACACACAAGAGUGUAACAUGCAUGUAAAUUACACUAAGUCAGUCAACAAGUACUCAUGAAUUGUCUGUAGUAAGACAAAAGGGCAAGCAUCAAGAUACUAAAUGGUUUCUUUAAAACUAUUUCAUCCAAUGUGUCCUCCAUGAUUAAAGCAUCAUCUUGUAUUUAUUUGAAAUCUAACAAUUGUAGCAAGAACAUGAGGCCAAAGUUACAGAGUAUGCAGAAGAAACAGAAAAGCUGAAUAAGAAUGUGGAAACACUUGAAGAACAACUUCAGGAGGUCUGUACGAGAAAAUGCUUCUCUGUUUAAGGAAGAAGUAUGCUACAAAAAGACUGAAUAUUGUUAUCCCUACUACCAAAAAUAAUAGUCAAAAUUAUGACACAUUUUGAUUUCCAAAAGAGUAACCUACCUUUUCCAAGAUUGUCUUUGAAUGUGUGUAACAUACAACAGUUGAUGCCAAAACUUUAAUGUUUUUAGUAACCUGGGCACUGUGGCACAGUGAAGUCCCACAGACUCCUCUCUUUUUCCAUCACUUGAUUGUCUGUUUAAACAAUUAGGGGCUGCACAAAAAGGUGUUCUUCAGAUGCAGUUUGUGACAUCAAUUUAUAAUGACAUAACUUGACAGGAGUGGCAUGUAGCUUUUUACAUGUAACUAAACAUGUAUGUAGUGACAUAUGUAAAUUUUUUAGUGAUGCAGUAAGGUAGUCAAGAAAAAAAAUCAAUCAAUGAUCAAUUUCAUUCAUCUGCCCACAGCUCAAGCUGCGCAUGAGACAUGAACAGCAAGCUCGUGAAGAAGAACAAAACAACCAUGUCCUCAUGCUGCGUGAACUUCAAAUGCUGUUGUCUACAGAACGCUCCACGAAGGAAGAUCUUGAACAACAGUUAGAAGAUGCCAAAGAACAGAUUGUACUAUCAAAAAAGUUACCUGGUAGCAAAACAGAGGAAUAUGAAUGUCAGAUUGCCCUGCUGCAGCUUGAGUUACAAGGAGUUCAGAAGAGGUUGAAGGAAGCAGAGCAAGCUUCCACAAGACCUUCGCCCCUACUGAUUCAGUUGCAAGAGGAAAUGUCCAAGAUGAAGAAGGAAAAUGCUGAGGCUGUCAUAAGGGAGCAGAAGAGAGCCAAUGAUGCUGAAGAAAGGUUGAGGAUUAUUACAAGUUUAGAAGAGUGUAGAGUAGCAGAUUUGGGUAUGUAAUGAAUUAAAUGACUUUUAUGGGGUACUUUACUACCUCUAACUCCUAAGCAGACUGCAUUCCCCUCACUUUUUCCUAUUUAUGGUCAUAAAGACUUCAAGAGGCAAGGAAGAGGUGAAAGGGGAUGGGGGCAUAGACCACACCUGAACAAUUCUGUUUAAAAUGAAGACUUGGUUGAGCAAAUGUCCUAUGAAGAGAGAAAUUUUUUUUGCCAACUUUGAACACUAUCACAUUCCAACUCCGAAGCAGAGAAAAAUAAAUCACAAUCCAUUUUAGUACAUGUACAAUCAUGUAAUAUUUUUGAGGAAAAAGGGGUUAUUUUAUAUUGAAGCCUUUUCUUGUGAAGGAAAAUGAGAAAUAUAGGUACAUCCUUUGUCAAUAGAUCUAAUCAAUGAUAAUAUUAAUACUAUAAAUAAUAAUGAUGAUAAUUAUUAUAAUAAUCUUCACAUAACUGUUACAUUUACCAUUAGUAUUUGUACAUUCUCAAUAUCCUUAUUGCUUUAAUUCACUAUUUCUUGUUGCUGAAUAGAGGUGAAACUCUCUGAGUUGUCAGAAGUUGUUGGCAAUUAUGAAAAGCUCAGACUACAAGACCAGCAAGCUAUACAGAAACUGAAAGAUCGUUUGCAGAAACUAGAUUCAGAAAAUGCCACGUUAUCAAGACAGCUAAGUAUAGAUGAGAAUCAGAUGCCAGACAAUGAAAAAGAACUGAGAGAAAACGAAACACCAGAGGAAUUAAAAAAGCAAGUUUUUAAGUUGAAAGGAUUACUCAAGAUUGCUCUUAAUUCUUCUGAUACACCAAUGAAUUUAGGUAAGUAGUAUUUCUAGAUGAGAGCAUAAAAUUAAGCACAAAUUUGUUACUUGAAACGUGAAUUUUGCAGUAAGGCUAGGAGAGGUGAGGUCUGAGGUUUUCUCUUUUAAAUUCGCGACGCGUGAAAUACUACACGUGAAGCGUGAAUUUUUCUAAAAUUCGAGCGUGAAACGGGAUCAGGGCCCCUUCUCUUUGUCACCCUCUACAAUGUUAAACCCUGACUAAGGUACUCAGUUGAUAACUGGGUUCCAUGUUAAACAGGGCAAAAAUGAAGGUAUGAUUUUGACCCACUUUUGAAUUUGCUUUUGAAUUUUUUCUCUUGCUUUGUCUUUCCAUUUAACGAUUUCUGAAAACGUUUUUGAAUAUUCUGUUGCCCAGUGUGUGAGGCUUUCCUAAAGGAGAUGCCUAAUGUUUAACCUUUUAAACCCUAAGAGUGACGGACAUCUAAUUUCUCCAUACUGAAAUACUUCUGAAUCAUUCAUUACGAUCAUGAGAAUACUGGAAAUGGUCGCCAACUAAAGAAAAUCUUGAUUGAACGAAUUCUCCUCGUCAUUGCCAAAGAAAAUUUAGAGAGAAGAGUUUGGAAAAUAUGAAUACUGUUGUUAGGGUUUAAAGGGUUUCUGGGUAAGCAAUGUUGUCAUGGAACUCUCAGAUUCUUUCAGUUCGAUGGAUUGGUAAGGAGUGGGUAAACAUCAUUUUGAUAUUUUGUUUUUUUUCUCUUCUCUUCUCUUCUCAAAAUUAGAGGAGCUAAGCAAGUCAGAGUUAGAGUCCUUCUUUGCCAACGACCCGUCUCACAAGGUUUGUGAACAAGAGCUGCGCCAACUAAAAGAAGAGUUUGAACGGUAUAAAGUAAAAACACAAGCCCUACACAAGAACAAAUCUUUUAAAGAACUAAGUGAACAGUUGGAAAAUUUGGAAACAUUAAAGAAACGUAACAGGGAUUUGGAACAGCAAACUGAAGAGUUAAAAGAUUUGGGCAUUGAAAAGGAACGGGAUCAUAAAAAGGUGAUCUCCAACCUACGAGAUCAAGUCAAAUUACUGGAAGAGAAACACAAACGUGAACAAGAAGAAACAAGUACUGUUUACAAACAAAGACUUGAGGAACUGGAAAGACAGGUUUUAAAUCAAAGGGAAAGAACUCUUGCUCUAGUGGCAGAAAAAGAUUCAGAGAUUGAGACGCUGAGAAGCCGUAGUCCUUCAAGUAGUCCUUCAGUAGAGAAUGUGGGUAAAACAAGGCCAGUGUUUUCUUACCCGAGAAAGUUUGUGGAGGUGAGCAGUGGGUCCCAGGCCACUUUGGACUCUCCCCAGUCUUCAGAUGCGGAUGUAGCUGUUCAUCAACUUUUAUCCAAGCCUUCUGGGGUACGUGUGUUUAACUCAUCCGCAAAAUUAUUUUAGUUGAGCAAGGAAUUAUUUAAAAAAAUCUAGAACAUUUCAAAAGUAAUGACCAUUCGAGUUCUGUGAUAACACACGAUAUUUCUUUAUUUUCCUUUCUGUUACGUUUCCCAAUAAACUGAUGAACUGAAUGGAACGUGAUUUUUAGGUCAGCAACAGUGAAAGCACAUUAGUACAUUACGCUCAACAACAAGCCAGAAGGGAUGCAGAAAGCGUUGCGAUACGACGUCAGAAGAACGAGUUGGAGGCGUCCCUGAGGGAUGCUGAACUAAGGUUGGUGUAAAUUUUUAGGUCGCAAGUCGAGAUUAGUCAUGCAUUUGCAGUAAGCUGCUAAGUCAGUUGGGCUUUUACUGCACUGAACCCUUUGCCAUAGGAUUAUUUUAUUCCUCUUUCCCGCCAGGUAGCCCCAUUGAUAAUAUUAUGUGAACUUAUUUUUUUCAAUGGUGGUACGUGUGUUAAAUCUCUUGAAGAGCACGAUAUUUCUCUUAAGAAUGACUUCAUAUCAUGCAUUCUCCUAUUGGCUUGUGUGUUUCUGAACAAACUGUAGAGCGAAUGCAAGCAAACUAACUACAUGACAGCAUGUCCCGAAACAUCCUGUUUAUGUAAGCGUUUCUAAGCAACAUUGAUUGUUUUCUUUUGAAAGAGGUGAAAAGCUGAUUGAUCAAACCAACGUUCUUAAGGAAGAAAUCAGAAAAUUGGAAAGAGAUAGGUAAGUUUUGUCCUUUCUAAGUGGAUCGUUAAUGUAAAACCUAGAUUGAUGUAGUGUGUAACAUUCCCAGUAUUUCCAAAAGGUAAUAGUAAAAGGAGACACAAAAACUGGGAAGGAAGUAAUAAACCUUUUUACGAUAAAAUAAUCGUAACUUGGAUAACAGAGGGAUGUGCAUCUAUUGGUUGCUUUUAUUCUCACAGUGUCGUUCUACCGAGGGGAUGGGGUGGGUGAUCUGCAAUGAACUUGCAAACAUCCUUGAAAGGGAUUUUUACUCAUUUUGUCAACCUGCGGGGCGUUCAUUCACUUUUUACCAAAACAUAAAACUAACGUGCUGGGCAGAUGCAGCAUUAUUUCCAGGAAACUUUACGUCAAGGGUGCGAUAUCCGUUUAACAAGUUGAAUUACGAACUGCUACUAAAUAAAUGCUCGUUUGCUUUUUUUUUCAGAUCUCGCGAGAGUGCCAACUUGGAAUACCUUAAGAAUAUCGUGCUUAGGUUUAUGAUGAGCACCAGUUACUCUGUCAAACAGCAGAUGAUCACUGCCAUAGCAACCGUUUUGGAAUUCAGUCCCAAAGAGGUAUUUUCACAUCUUUCCCUUGAAAAAAUAUAACAACAAUAGGAAUGUGUAGAGCAUCGUCCAGUUUUGUCUUUUUUUUCCUUUUUUUUUAUUUAAACAAGAAAGCACGUAGCAAUUUGUUUCGUUUAACGCACAGAACGAGCCAUUUUUUGGGUUUUUUUUUUUUUUUUUUUUUUUUUUUUUUUUUGGGGAAGGGGGGGGGGUUUGCGAAGCUAGGGAGAGGGCUUACUUGUCGUCUAUCUGCACGUUAGCCAUACGCUCCACUGACUCAGGUCCAUUGUGGGGUACCUUGCUCUCAAAGCGUUGAUAAAAUUAGGAGGGCCUCUCGUGCAUUGAAUAUAAGAUCGUCAUUUGCUGCCCGUGUCCCUCUUCUUUGUGCCUUUUAUGCUUGUGCGAUUUUUUUUUUUUUUUUUUUUUUUGAGACUGAAUUGAUAUUUUGUCGUCUCAUUUAAGUCGAGGGUAGUUUUGCACAGCGCCAAAAGUGACUCAGAAUAUCAUGACUGUUUCGUUAACGUGUGAUUUUUGUUUGUUUGUUUGUUUGUUCUACCUUACGGCAGCUGAGUCAAGUGAGAAAAGUCCAGUCAGCUUCGUGGUGGCCCGGAACAUAAAGUGGCGGCCAACCUCAUCGGUAACCGCCCUGCUUGGGGAGGAAUUAAAAUUUCAAAAAUGAUCCUAGUAAUUUAGUCUCGCACCCAGACCUUCCACGGCUAAGCGGUAGGAUUUGGGUACGAGAUUACUAGUACGUAAUUUUCUUUAAAGAGUAUUUUAUUACAGGGGUGGGGAGGGGAACAAUUAUUUUUCAGGAAGUCAAAUAUAUAAUAUAUAUUCAUGUUUUCCAUUUGUACGUUAAACGAUAAACAAUCGGUUACAAACAUACUCCCUUUGAGUGAAACUCUCCUAAGUUGUGAUAAAUCGAUUCGGAAUUCAUCGUCCUGCUCACUGGAAUUACUAGAUGCAUUAGUCAGCCCGAGUUACUGAGGUCUUUACUGUAUGGGAAACGGUUUCGUGCUGUCAUCUGCAAAGAACACAGAUGCGCCCAGGUGUUCCCAAGUUUUAACUCGCAUAUCGACCCGUUGAUUUCACGCGUUAGUUGUUGUCGUUGUCUUGUCAAGUUCUACCUUUACGGUAGACUGCGAGCAGUCGCCCCUUUUCGGCGAAGACUAUCGUGCGAGUGAAAAAGAAAAAACGAUUGAUGUCAGCAAAGCGCACUCCUAGAAAUCCGCGCGGUGCACUAACCCCACUUUUAUUUUUUUCCCCGUUUAUUUUCUUGACUCGCGCGACGGACCUCGCCGAAAAGAAGGGAAGUGCUUGUAGUGUAGUUAUACGACAUUUCACGAGAAAACCACACACGUAAAUUUUUUAAAUACCGUUUAAAUAAUUGUAUCACUAGGCAGUGGGGA
This is a messenger RNA of Pocillopora meandrina, 10296 nucleotides long. NCBI's taxonomy places the organism in Eukaryota, Metazoa, Cnidaria, Anthozoa, Scleractinia, Pocilloporidae. The record is from the annotation of a GenBank genome assembly.